Molecule: messenger RNA, 1704 nt
Organism: Symbiodinium sp. CCMP2592
Lineage: Eukaryota; Dinophyceae; Suessiales; Symbiodiniaceae
Source: the annotation of a GenBank genome assembly
AUGAAACCGCCAUGUGCGGCAGCAGUCGCACAUCUCCUUGCCUUCCACGUUCUUGUCUCUGGGAUCGAACCUGUGCACAGCCAAAGUAAGACGUCAUGCCUCAUGCAGCAUCGUGCAGACGCCUCCAAGUUACUGGAUGCCGCAGAUAUUGCACAGGACUCUCCGUUUUCAGAUGAGCAGAGACAAUGUAUCCGGGAGUAUGCUUCCAGCAUCGAUUCCGACAUCCCCGGCUUUGCAGGUCAACUCGCGCACCGAAAGUUUGGUGGUGCAGGGGCACCAGCUGCUGACGACUCUGUCAUCCUGGGUGCUGGCUUUGGUACUACCGCCACUCGCUCCUUGUUUACCUUCGCUGCCCAACUGGGCCGCCGGGUCCACCACUGGUUAUCCGCGGCUGAUCCUCCUGAGUUCUGGACACAACUGAAUGGCUUGGUCAGCAAGAAGCACCCAGACGGCGCCGCAGGCUGCUUCAAGGCAGUCAAUGCCAUUAACUUUUCCGCUGCACUUUCCGGAGGGCACGAUAUGCUUCUGGAUACUCCUCUGGCGGAGCACUUUCUGGAUUUCUAUGCCGUCUCACCCAACUCGAAGGUGGUUCUGACAACUCGCCGGGCGACAGACUGGGUGAAGUCCCGCAUGCAGUUUGACAGAACCUUGCCUGUACCGCUCCACAGUCCAUGCGGCAUGAGCUUGGAAGAAAUUGGCUUUGACGUCGCUGUUCGCUUGUAUGAGGCGCACGAGCGACUGGUUCGCUGUAUCGUCCCGGCGGCGAAACUUACGGAGAUCAACGUUUUCGAAACUCCCGUCAACGUCCCCGCGCUCAUAGAUUUCUUCGGCUGGCCCCAGCCCGAGUUUGCCCCGCUCUAUCCGCGUAUCGGCGGGGAAGAUAGCCGCUACGACGAGGAGAACUUCCUCAUUUGCGUCACUGGCCAGAUCCGCCGACUAGAGCUCAAGACGAAGGUGGAGCGCCUCUUUCUUCCCCUGGCCCAAGCUGGCUAUACCGUUCUGGUCGCACUGGUCCUCGACGUGCGGUCAGAUUCAAAGUACAUAAACCGCCCAGCAGGAGAGCUGCACGGGAACUACACGGUAAUCGACGGCAACUUUACCACGUUACAGCAGGCUGCAGAAAUGUUUCCGAAGUCCAUCUACUUGAUCGGAGAUCCUUUCCUGCCACACGACUAUCCUCCGGAUGAGCGAUAUGUCCAGGGUCUGUUCGAGGCCUUCCCCGAGAAGGGCCAGCAAAGGGCGGCUGACAGAGCCAAAUCGCACAUGCGACAGUGGGAAGCCUUGGACCGCUGCGCGCAGCUACCUUGGCCCAGUGCCAAAUACACGAUGAGACUUCGAGACGAUGACGCGAUCAUGCAGCCUUAUGUACUGCCGCCGAUGCUGGAAGAGAAUACGCUCUACGCACCAGAGUGCAACCCUUGCUAUGGUCUGAACGACAAGUUCGCACUGGCCGUCGGACAAGGAACUGCGGAAGCAUACUUCCGACUGCCGCUGCAAACCGUGCGCUGGGAUUUCGAGAGGCUUCAGCAAAAGCUGCAGCCACUGCUCCACCGCUCGCCAGAGCAGGUGCUGGCAACUGUGCUGAGCAUGCAUGGAAUCGCCGUGAGGCUGCUGAACGCGAGUGGUCUACCGGUCCUGCCGGCGAAGAACAUGCGGAAGGACGGCGAGACCUACCUCUGCUACUAUGCAUGUCGGAGGAGAUAA